This is a messenger RNA of Choloepus didactylus (southern two-toed sloth), 1197 nucleotides long. It is a transcript of the gene CDCA4, whose product is annotated as cell division cycle associated 4. NCBI's taxonomy places the organism in Eukaryota, Metazoa, Chordata, Mammalia, Pilosa, Megalonychidae. The transcript has 4 exons. Gene Ontology annotation, cellular component: nucleus. The coding region runs from base 397 to 1125 and encodes 242 amino acids. The record is from RefSeq and is a predicted model, not a curated record. Gene Ontology annotation, molecular function: transcription regulator activity.
CGGCGGCGCGCGCGGCCCAGCGAGGCGGAGCAGGGCGGACUCGGCGGCGCAGGAUGCUUGCCUAAGAGGUCACUGAGAUUUAAAAGAAAUUUACAAGUGUCAGAUGCAGCGAGAUGAGGUCCAUGGCACUGGAAGGAAAUUCAGCAGAAGAGGACCCCUUCCUGCCCGGCAGAAGCAAGCGUCCAGGGGAGGUUCCCAGCAGGGCUGGGGUGGCCGAGCCCGAGCCAGCUUCGCUUGCGCCCCAGGAGCACUGGACUCCAUCUUCUGAAAACAAAUUUGCCUAUUAAAAGAAAGGGCGCUCCUGGCUGGGAUGCUCGUGGGGCGGGGCCUGCCGGGCGGCGCUGCCCCCCACCUGCACCUGUAGCCCCCCAGCCCUGCCGGCUGGCGCAGGUCACGAUGUUUGCCGCAGGGUCGAAGAGGAAGUGCUGUGAGCCCGAGGAGGGCGCGGAUGGCGCCCUGGCCAGCCUGAGGGCCGUCCCCUCCUACGCGCUGCAGCGACAGCUGCUGCUGGACAUGUCCCUGGUGAAGCUUCAGCUGUGCCACAUGCUGGCGGAGCCCAGGCUCUGCCGCUCGGUGCUCAUUGCCAACACGGUCAGGCAGAUCCAGGAGGAGAUGGCCCAGGACGGGACGUGGCGGCUGCUGCCCCCGCCAAGCGUGGGCCCCGCGCCACUCGACCGCCUCGUGUCCACUGACGUCCUCUGCCGGGCGGCCCCGGGGCCUGGCCCUGAGGGCAGCGGCCUCCCCGGGGACUUGGAGGGCGUGCAGGCCCAAGAGAUGGUCUCUCAGCAUUCCAUGUCCGCACAGGCGUCCAGGGGCCCUCAGAGCGGUGCUUGGGAGGUGGACAGCCCUCGGGACAGCCGAGGGCACUUCCAGAAGUCGCUGGACCACCUCCUGGAGACCCUGGACGGCAGAGCACCUGGCUCCGCAGAAGACCUCUUUGCGGACGUGGACUCGUCCUACCGUGACCUGGACUCGGUGCUGGCCGGCGUGAUGACUGGCACGCGGCCGGCUCCCUGUGACGUGCUGGACGGCCUCGGCCCCCCGGCCUCCGCUGCCCCCAGCGCCAGCUGCAAGCCAGACCUCGGGGAGCUGGAGCACGUCGUGGGGAUCCUGGUGGAGAGCUGAGCGGGGCGCGAGGGGGACGCGGACGCCCUCAGCCUGUCCAGUGUAUUGUCCACAUAAAAGCCACCGAGUGCA